AUGUCGUACGAGGUCAAGUCGGACUCUGUCGUGCUUCGACACGGUGACAACACCGUCGAGGUCGCUCUCAAGGUGUGUGAGCCAGUAUCUUGCGGAGAUUACUACUUAUACUGACAUGGAGAAUACAAUCCCACCAUGCUGUGUCUGGCUCUCCGCCGGUCACGCUGCGACUCGGACUCCCCUUCCACCUCCUCGCUGCUGGACGAACAUCCCUCUCACUAGGGCGCGACCGUGAUCUCGUUCAAGACUUCGGGUACCGAGCGACUGUUUGUCUCGACCAAAUCCAACGUUGGCCUGUCCGACAAGGCUGCCAUCCGAGGUGGUGUGCCCGUGUGCUGGGUCAGUCCAGUGAGAGCACCGUCAUGUGGGGGUCAUCGUACCGGGACACCCCCAAACGGCUGAUCAAGCAUUCGCCGGUGCAUUCCCACCACGCAGCCCGUAUUUGGACCUCCCCCUUCGGAAGCACCUUACGACAAGUUGAAGCAACACGGCUUUGCUCGCACCUCUCAAUGGACCUUUGACUCGUCCACCUCCGGUCCCGACCCGUCCGGCAGUGGCGCCGCCCAAGCCGUCUUCACCUUGGCCUCUUCGUCCAUCACCCGUGCCGUCUUUGACAAGGAUUUCCGUCUUGUCUACACCGUACGCAUCACCAAGUCGUCCGAGCUCGACUUGCGUCUUCAGGUCCAGGCACCUUCGGAGGGGGACGACUUACGCUUCCAAGCGCUGCUGCACACCUACUUGCUUUUGCCCGAAUCGGUCCAACCUGAUCAGGUUCAAGUCCAACCUUUGCAAGGGCUCAAGUUCAUUGACAAAGUAGCAGGAGGUAGAGAAGGAAAAGAGGACCGAUCGGUCGUCGUCGUGCAAGGACCCAACCAAGAAGUCGAUAGAGUCUACCACCGCGCACCAAACGAAUUGCGCAUCACGUACCAAGGCUCAAAAGGAUCCGUCACCGUUUCGAAGAACGGUCUGGCGGAUGUUGUUCUGUGGAACCCCGGCGCUGAGAAGGCGGCGACGAUUGGGGAUAUGCAAGAAGGUGGAGCGUCAAAGUAUGUUUGUCUCGAGCCGGGGCAGGUCUCGAGUUGGGUCGAGUUGAGCAAGGGGGAGAAAUGGGAGGGCUCGGUCGUGAUGAAGUGGGAUGGCAAUUGA
Messenger RNA from Microbotryum saponariae, 1146 nucleotides. The record is from the annotation of a GenBank genome assembly. NCBI's taxonomy places the organism in Eukaryota, Fungi, Basidiomycota, Microbotryomycetes, Microbotryales, Microbotryaceae.